Messenger RNA from Arvicola amphibius (Eurasian water vole), 1711 nucleotides. It is a transcript of the gene Gkap1, whose product is annotated as G kinase anchoring protein 1. The record is from RefSeq and is a predicted model, not a curated record. Gene Ontology annotation, biological process: signal transduction. The coding region runs from base 346 to 1446 and encodes 366 amino acids. Gene Ontology annotation, cellular component: Golgi apparatus. The transcript has 13 exons. Lineage: Eukaryota; Metazoa; Chordata; Mammalia; Rodentia; Cricetidae.
CCGGCCGGCCGCGGGCCCGUUACUGCAGACGCCCCGCGCCCCGCGCCCAACGCCCGGGGCUGCGCGGGAGAGGCGGGAAGAGGAGAGCGGCCGCGCCGCGGCGAGGCCCGGCUCGGACGCCGCGUCUCGGCUGCAGCUGCUGCGGCUCGCCCAGCCCGGCGCUCGCUCGGUCUCCGGGGACUUGGCGGAGAAGUUUUGGAGCAGCCGGAACCCGCUCGUGCGUGAGAUUGGGCGUCGGUGCCCGAAGGAGGGAGAGCGAGGACGCGGACGGACGGCACACCGCCCUCCUCCCGGCGGCCAGAGGAGUUACUGUUAACGUAAGAGUUUUCCAGAACAGUUUGAGCCAUGGCUUCAGCGGUCCUCAGCUCUGUUCUCACUACCGCCUCUCGGUUCGCCCUGUUGCAAGUUGAUAGCGGCAGUGGUUCUGACUCUGAGCCUGGAAAAGGCAAAGGCCGGAAUAAUGGGAAGCCUCAAGCCUUGGGGAACAAACCAACUACAAAUGAAAAAAAGAGAGAGAAACGAAGAAAAAAGAAGGAGCAGCAGCAGAGUGAAGCAAAUGAGCUUAGGAAUCUUGCUUUUAAGAAAAUUCCCCAGAAAUCCUCCCAUGCCAUUUCCAAUGUUCAACAUGAGCUUUCAUUGCCAAACCCAGCACAAAAGGAGUCUCGGGAAGAAAACUGGCAGGAGUGGAGACAGAGAGAUGAGCAGCUGACAUCUGAAAUGUUUGCAGCUGACCUGGAAAAGGCCUUGUUGCUGAGUAAACUGGAAUAUGAAGAGCACAAGCAGGAUUAUGAAAAUGUUGAAAAUGCUUCAACUCAGUCCAAAGGUGUAAAUAAAAAAGAUAAGAGGAAGACCCAGCAGGGGAAGGACAGACCUCUCACAGUGUCCCUGAAGGAUUUCCAAUGUGAAGAUCAUAAUAGCAAAAAGACAGAGGAAUCGAAUUCUUCUCAGACUUUGUCACAUGAUGGGGGAUUCUUCAAUAGACUGGAAGAUGAUGUUCAUAAAAUUCUUAUUAGAGAAAAGAGAAGAGAACAGCUUACAGAACAUAGUGGAACAGAGAAUUGUCCAGCUCCUGAGCACAACCAGGAAGUGGGUCUGAAAGAUGGAAGAAUUGAGAGACUGAAAUUAGAACUUGAGAGGAAAGACGCUGAAAUUCAGAAACUCAAAGCCGUGAUCACCCAGUGGGAGGCAAAGUAUAAAGAAGUAAAAGCAAGAAAUGGACAAUUAUUAAAAAUGCUUCAGGAAGGAGAAAUGAAAGAUAAGGCAGAAAUACUCCUGCAAGUCGAUGAAUCUCAAAGUAUCAAGAAUGAGCUGACGGUCCAGGUGACCUCACUUCACGCCGCAUUGGAACAAGAAAGAUCUAAAGUGAAAGUAUUACAGGCAGAACUAGCCAAAUACCAGGGUGGCAGAAAAGGGAAAAGGAACCCUGAGUCCGACCAGUGUAGGUGAUCACGGCAGCCUUUGCGGUCACCACACAGCACCGUCAGAGCUCUGUGGAAGUGUGUGUGUGUGUGUGUGUGUGUGUGUGUGUGUGUGUGUGUGUGUGUGUGUGACACUGUGCAGCUGGCUCACUCCUAGUCUACAACUCGAUGUUCUUUUGGCUUAAACUUAAAAGGAAAUAUAGAAUACCAGCAGAACUUGAUUAUUGUUGUCUGUCCAAACCUAUGAUUUUUGUUUUUCAUCAGUCAAUAAAAUUAAUUUACUCUUCCACUAA